Heterobasidion irregulare TC 32-1 is the source of this 1744-nucleotide messenger RNA. RefSeq lists its product as uncharacterized. Lineage: Eukaryota; Fungi; Basidiomycota; Agaricomycetes; Russulales; Bondarzewiaceae. The transcript is spliced from 2 exons. Bases 55 to 1677 code for a protein of 540 amino acids. The record is from RefSeq and is a predicted model, not a curated record.
CGCUACCCUGAUCUUGUGUGGGUCAUCCUUCCGCCCGAACAAUUCUGUCCAGUCAUGGACACCUUGCAGUUUCCUCCUGAGGUCCUGUCCGAAAUAUUCCUGAAUAGUCUCGAUCUUCAAUUGGAGGUGGGAUAUCUACCUCGUAUUCAUCCAGACGCCGCCCCUGUCCUCCUCACCCGUGUCUGUCGCUACUGGCGCAAUGUCGCCUUAUCUAGCCCACGCUUGUGGUCUCGAAUGCUUCUUCCUAGUCUCCCUCCUGCUCUACCACAACGCAACUCUCUCCUCAAACGAAUUCCUUUUUGGCUUUCGUUGUCAGGUUCGCUCCCACUUUCAAUCACUCUGCGGAUCAGCGGCAGGUUUCCUGCUCUGGCUCCGAGAUACGCCACACUCUUAUGCGGUGAGAGCCAUCGAUGGGAAUCAGUCCGGCUACAUUUGGGGCUUGUCAAGAUCGAGACACUACCCCCCGUAGGCUCAUUGGAAAUGCUCAGGGAGUUCCUGUAUGAAGGAAACACGAACAAGGUCGGCAGCGUAAUCCCCCCGUUCUUGACAUCUUUCGCGUCCGCACCACGUCUGCGCACAGUCACCAUCAACAACGACAUGGCAUGGACUUGGGCGCUCCCUUGGACAAACCUCACAAGCCUGAAGAUGGUCUGUGAGACGGCGAAAUUCCCACCGGAUGUGAUGCGGCGGGUCUGUGAAAGCUUGCAGGCGUGUGCUUGCCUCGAGUUUCUCGUUAUUAGGUUUAAACUUCCAUAUGACGGCGAACCGCCGCUCCCAUCAAGAUUGCCUGUCGUAUUCCCUCAGCUUACGCAGUUUUCUCUCAAUGCCGAUUUGCCAGAGAUCAUAGGGUCUUUCAUGGAUAUGUUUGACAUGCCGCGCCUCGGUGUUCUCAAUCUCACAGUGAGUGAACAUAGGAGGGCCGACAAUGCCCCUGACCCUCAUGAAGAAAUCAUGGCGAGCAUUUUGAGCUUCCUUGCUCGAAAUGGUGAUCAAAUCGACAGACUCUAUCUGGAAAUAUCUAUCCUACCAGAUUCGGACCUCGUGCGCAUCCUUCAGCGGGUCCCAAAUAUUCAGGUUCUUGAUAUCAAAGACGAAGGCGUCACUCCGCUUCUUUGGAAUGCACUCACCAUCCACUAUGACUCCCAAGGUCGUGUACAAGCUGGACAGAACCUCCGCCUCACAGACAUUUCUUGCGUGGCUUCAACCAGCUACUUAGGCAAUUGGGACUAUACUCAGGUAGUCCCUUGUCUACCGCUUUCUGUCGAUGCAGCUCAUGGUGGAGCUGGAUCGCUUGGAGUUCCUGGUACUGCGACAGGCCAGAUCACGUUUGCUGGCGAACUGCUUCCAGCGGAAAACCGAGCACCCCUCGACGAGCUACAAUAUUGGCUAGCCAAGGUAUCCAAUCCUGAAUAUUCUAUCAACUUCGCACGCAUGAUUCAGUCGCGCUGGCUGCUCCCUCCGAAUGCCCGAGCCGAGGGGCAAGUCGCACAGCUGACCGGGAUGAGACUGGUGCACUUCGAUUUGCACAUCGUGGAGAUGAUCUCGCGCGACUGGUACACUGCGCUUUUGAAGUCUUGGGGAGAAGGGUUGCGAUUGAGUGUAUGGUGCUCGCUCAGGAGGCAAGCUUAUUGGCGUCAGACGCUUAACUCUGUGAUGAAUCCCCAGCUCGCUCAGUAGAUUUUUCUACGAAGGUUCUUCUGUAAUUUCAUAUAAGUGUCAAUGUUAAGAUCUUUGAGAGGCCGAC